Molecule: messenger RNA, 1653 nt
Organism: Fonsecaea nubica
Lineage: Eukaryota; Fungi; Ascomycota; Eurotiomycetes; Chaetothyriales; Herpotrichiellaceae
Exons: 7
Coding region: 1-1653 (550 amino acids)
Molecular function (GO): monooxygenase activity; heme binding; oxidoreductase activity, acting on paired donors, with incorporation or reduction of molecular oxygen
Source: RefSeq, a predicted model, not a curated record
AUGGAGUCACCCAACUUUCUUGCAAAAUACAUCGGCGUCCCCGUGGUGCUGGGACUGGUCUUCAUCCUGUGGAAACUGUCCCAGGUGGGCAAGAGACCCAAGGACCUCCCACCAGGACCACCGACUCUGCCCAUUCUUGGGAACCUUCACCAGAUUCCUUCGGAGAAGGCAUAUCUGCAGUUCCAGAAAUGGGCCGAAGAAUAUGGGCCCGUCUACUCGCUGAUGCUGGGGACCAAGCCGACUGUCGUUUUGUCAUCCGACGUGGCCAUCAAAGAACUCCUGGACAAACGUGGCGGGAUCUACUCUGACCGGCCCGACAUGUACGUCAGUCAAGAUGUGGCCAGCGGAGGCCAUCGACUCGUGGUCAUGAAAUACGGCGAGAGAUGGCGAACCAUCCACCGCCUGAUCCACAACAUCCUCAACAUCAAGGUCGCCGCAAAGUACAUUCCCUACCAGGACCUGGAGAACAAGGUGCUCCUGAAAGGCCUCUUGGACUCGCCCGGGGCGGACGACCUGUUCCAACAUCUCCGGCGGUUCGCCUACUCGCUAUCGACGCAGAUGAUCUUUGGGUAUCGCUGCCCCGAUUUCCGGGACAAGAGACUGAACCAGCUUUUCGACGUUUUUAACGGAUGGAGCGAGGUCUCAGAGAGCGCAUCCUCCCAACUGGCCGACCUCUACCCGAUUCUCCAGAAACUGCCCAACUUUAUGCUCCCCAGUAUCCGCAAGGGGAAGCACGUCCACCAGGUCGGGCGGGAACUGUACACCGAACACUGGCUGAAGGCCAAGCAACAUCUCAAAGACGGAACUGGCUUGCCAUGUAUCUGCAACGACCUCCUCCUGGCGCAAAAAAGCGAGAACCUCUCCGACGAAGCGGUCGGGUACAUCGUGGGAUCCCUCCUCGAGGGCGGCUCCGACACAACAUCCUCGACCAUGUACGGGUUUGUACAGGCUAUGAUGGUCUUCCAAGACGUGCAGAAGAAAGCCCAGGAAGAGAUCGACCGGGUCGUCGGCCCAGAUCGGCUGCCUACUGUCGACGACUACCCCAAUCUGCCGUACAUCCGGUGUUGUGUCAAGGAGACGCUGCGCUGGAUGCCCACGGUGAUCAUGGGGGUGCCGCACUGCGUGACCAAGGACGACGAGUACAACGGGUGGAAGAUCCCCAAGGGCACGACCGUCAUCAAUAACGUUUGGGGCAUCCACAUGGACCCGAAACGCUCACCGGAACCCCGACAAUUCAACCCGGACCGAUACGCGGGGGACACGACGACGCUGUACGAAUCCGCCAACGGCGAGCCGCUCAAGCGCGACAACUUCAACUUCGGCGCCGGCCGCCGCCUGUGCCAGGGCGUGCACAUCGCCGAGCGCUCACUGUACCUAGGCAUGUCGCGGAUCCUGUGGGGGUUCCACCUCCGCAAGGCGCUCGACAGUGCGGGCAACCCGAUCACGCCGGACGUCAACGACCUGGUUGGGGGGAUCACGGUGAAUCCGCGCCCUUACCCGAUCGACAUCGUGCCCAGGAGCCCCGAGCAGACGGCCAUCAUUCGCCAGGCGGUCAAGGAGGCCGAGGAGCUGCUGAAUCCCGUGACGGGCCAGUGGAAGAAGGUGCCCGAGGGGAUGGUGUUUGGGGCGUGGAAGCCGAAUGAGAAGAAAUGA